Messenger RNA from Vitrella brassicaformis, 6983 nucleotides. The record is from the annotation of a GenBank genome assembly. NCBI's taxonomy places the organism in Eukaryota, Vitrellaceae.
GUGGGUGGGCGGGUGUGACGACAGUCCCAUGGGUUCAUCCGCGACACCCACACCACGAACGACACACACACACGCACACACACACGCACCAAACUCACCCACACACCUGUCUGUGUCAGUUCCCCCAUCCACCAAUCCACCCCCACGAGUCAGUGGUACGAACCAUUCCUUCCAUCCAUCCAUCCAGCGACAAACGACCCAACACACGAGAUGACACAAGUGAACAAGGCAGACAGACAGACAGACGCGCAGGCAGGCAGGCAGACAGACGUACAAACGUACAAACGAAGAGACAGAUCGACGGCGAGAACCUGUCAGUUCUGCGCACCGACAUAUUUACUGUCUGUGCUGUGCUGUGUGCGCGAGUGAGUCUGAUGGAACAAUGGCAUUAUGGCGGCAGAGGGAGAGGGGGACGGGGAGGGAGGGAGGGAGGGAGGGAGGGGGGAGCGAUCAAGAGACAGAGAGGGAGAGGGUGACUGACAGACUCACACAGACCGACUGACGCACGAUAGAUGACAAAGGCACACACACACACACAGAGAGAGAGAGAGAGAGAGAAAGGUAUGGGUGAUGGGAGGGCGGGCGGGUCGGUGGGUGGGUGGGGCCGCAAAAACGAUACAUACGGUAUCAUCACAACACACGCACACGCAUCGAUCCAAGACACCAGACUCUGUGCAGACCAGUCAUGUCAUACAUACACACGUGGGCAGGGCAAACACACACACGAACGAGAAGAAAUGCCCCCUCUCCCUCCCUCCCUGCCUCCCUCGUUCUUUCUCUGCCUCUGUUCUGUUCUGCUGGCUAGGCUAAGAAGAGACCAACGGUGCUUGCUGCGAAUUAGCCCUUGCCUCCGUCUUAACAGCAAAAAACAAACAAAACAAAAGCGUUCGUUCGUUCCUUGCACGGCACGCCUCAAAGUGUGUCUGUUCUGUGUCGUUGUGACACUCCCUCGCUCACUCUCUCAGCCUCGGCCGCCCGGUGUGCCGACCGACAUAUACAGGAAAGAAGCAACCAUAGCAAGGAGGAUACACAUCGUAAUGUACAGCGGUGGGGGGGUGGAUUGGUGGAUUGGGUGGGUGGUUUGGUCAAUCCAUGCCAUGCAGCGUAUAAAGACCACCACCACCACCCGUGUGUGCCGCCCCGCCCCGUCCCCCUUGUAUGUGUGUAUCGGUUAAAUUACAUUCUGUGUGUGCCAGCCUUUCGCCCGCGCCGCAACAGACUCAACAAACACCAGAGAACAAGCGAUAGACACCUGAGAGCACGAGAGAGAGAGAGAGAGAGCGAGAGACGUGGGUGGGGCUGAUGGCUGGCUUUGAUUGACAAAGAACAGUACAUAUCAUAUGAAGGCAUGACUGACUGACUGAAUGAAUGGAUAAAGCGCGCUCCCCCGUGCUGUGUUGCGUCAUGCCCCCCGGGCCCACUCUUGUCCCUCCCCCUCUCUGUCCCGUGUGCUGUGCAUUUGCAUGUCCAUCCAUCCAUCCAUCCAUGUGUUAUGCAUGCAGCAUACGACGAUACAAAUAAGCCUAAAGGACGUGACGUGACCUAAAAGUGGCUGGCCUGCUUCCCUUCUUCCUCCUUAUCUCCGUAGUGGAUGGACUGGCGCGCACCAGCGCAUCGCCCAAUUCUCUUCCUCCGUGUUUUUCCUUACGUCUGUCUGUGUCUGUGUCUGUCUGCGGGCCGAUUCAUGACAUCGCGUCCCUCACUGUUGUCCUCUUCAGUGUGUCAACCACCGGAGAGGAUGGCAGAGAGUGACGCAGCACGAUGAAUCGGCUCGACAGCACAGGACACACCGACGGCAACAACAACAUUUCCUCAAAUCAAUCAAUCAAUCGAUCAGGUCGUGACGCACUCUCUUCUCUCUCUAUGGACUGACUGACUCUAUACAUCAAUCACUUUGGCGAUCUCAUCUGACCUGCCUGCCUGCCCGCCUCCCUGCCUAGCUUGAAACACAUGGGGAACAAAGCAUGCAUCAGCGUGCCUCGUCCCGCUCUUACAAAAGCCCAAACACACAUGCCGCCCCGCGCCACACACAGCCAUCACACAAACCACUCCCGCCCCGCCCCUACUGCCCGUUCCCGCCACCCCCACCAGUAAGAGCACCGCUGCCGCCAAAGGCCGGUGGCAUUUCGACGGUGCCUGCAUUCCAAAAUGGGCCUCUGUGCCAGGAGAGGCCGGACGAGGGCGACGUGGGGCAAGACAUGGCUGAUCGGGUCUGCACCUGCAUCUGCGUCUGCCCCCAUUCUGCGGGCGACAGCAUCGGUGGUGGUUGUGCUGCAACUGGUGUGGGGGCUGCUGCGUGGGGGUGCGAUGAGGGAGGAUAGAACGCCUGAUGAGCCGACGGCUGCGGGGCGGCCUUGAGGAACGACAAGAGGUCGCUCCACGUCCCUGUGCCAGAUGGACGUGGUGGUGGUGGAGGUGGUGGUGGUGGUGCAGUGGCCUGGGGAGGGGGGAAGGGCACGCCGCCUCCCCCGCCACUCUCCUUGCCCUGCCCAUCGUUGGCUGCACCACCGCCAUUGCCCCCCUGCUGCACGCGCCCGAGCGCCUCUGCGAGCUUCAUGAGAGUGGCCGGGUUGAUGCAGGGGUGCUCCACCUGGGAAGCGUCUGUGUCGGGGAGGGGCGGGUGCUGCGGGGACUGCUGCUGGUGGUGGCCGUCAGCUGGAGUCGGGGUGUCUCCGUUGUUGCCGCCAGGCGGUGUCUGCACGUCGGAGUAGAGGAGCUUCUCCACCAGGUCUCUGUUGGCUGCAAACCACAGGAGCAAUACGAACACACGAGUGGUCGAUAUACGGCUGUUUCUGCACCACUCUCUCUCUGUCUGCCUGGGUUGCUGCUCACCGUGCACAAUGGCCGCCAGGUCAGCCACGCUCAGGGCCUUUCCCCCUUCGCCCUGCCUCUGGCUUUGCUGCUGCAGCUGCUGCAGCAACAUGGCCUGUGUGUGCGGGUCACUCAUCCCGCCGACACCACCUGCAGCAGCGGCCGCAGCCGCAGCAGCAGCAACAGGCUGCCCGGCUAGUGUGUCCUCGAGCGACAGCGUCUCCAGCCGAAUGUCGCUUGGCGAGUGGCAAGUCGACCCAGGAGCCAGCUGCGCCGCCUUGAUACCCGAUCUGUUGCUGUCGCCGCUCUCUGAUCCUCCCGCACUCAUUCCGCCUGUGGUCCCCUGCCUCGCUGGACGAUUUCGCGACAUCCGCAGACGCGUCGGUGCCGUCGACACGUGUGCGGUAGUGGUGGGGGAGGCCGUGCUGAGCGGCUGCCUGCCCGUCGCGAGGGCCGGGUGCGGGGGAGGCGGCAGCGUGUUGGCCUCUGGUGGCCCCACUCCCGGCGCCGGCAUCGGCUGCAUCGCAUGCAUGGGCUCGGCGGGUCCAAGGGGCAUCAUGUCUGCCUCAUGCUGCUCGGGGGGGCGUGAAGGUCUCCCUGAGAAGCGGAAGAUCUCUCCCGCGUUGGCCGGGGCGGCCAGAGAGGGCGGCGGGGGGAAGGGGGACACACCAGCACCAGCACCAGCACCGGCAAUGGCAGGUGCGGCAGCCGCACCCGCACCAGACGAAGAUGACGCCGCAGGAAAGAUGUCCAGCGGCUUUGACAUAAAGGACAGCUGAGGUGAGGACGGCGGGUUCUCCCUCGACUGAGCGAGUGGGUCCUCGCCCAGAAUAAUUUCCCCACUCGGCGGGGCGAACGGGUCGCUCGAGCUCGUCGUCGACGGCAGCGGGCCCAGCAUCCGGUCCACCGCCGAGAUGUCCUCCUCCGAUAUCCCGGGAUCCGCCUCCACCGUUGACGGCGGGCCUGGGGGAUGGUGGAUGUGCGAAUCGGCGUGCGGGUCGGCCGGAGGGACGCUGCCGGGCAUCUGCACCCUCAUGCCAAACGAGAAGUCCCCACUGGAGUCGACCGAGUGGCUCAGGGGGGGCGGCAUGCGCGCCUGUGCCAGGGGGGUGGAGGAGGACAUGGCCAGCGGGUCGGUGCUGCCGGGCGGCUGUCUGAGCACCUGUGAGGGCGACUCCAUCGGCUCCGUCUUGAUGGCAAGGGGGAAGCCGUGGCCUGGCGGAUAGGGCGAGGGGAAGAUGGACCGGUUUGGGGGCGACGUCAUGCUGCUGAUGCUGCUCAUGCCGGCCGCAGGGUCCAUCGCCGGGGCUGCAUGUUGUGCCGCCGCAUACGAGAAAAAGGAACUGUUUGUGGCGCCGGCCUGUGAGACGACAGACGCCUUGAGACGGCCCUGCUGCCGCAGGUGAGUCUGGGGGGGCUGAUGGGGGUCGACGGCUGGCGCUGCUGCUGUUGCUGGUGGUGCUGGUGUGCGAUGGUAGGGGUAUCCUGGCGCCUGAGCGGGGCUUGGGGUGGAGAAGAUGUUUGCCGUCUGCGUGAAGUGCCCGGGGUGCACUGGUGGCGGCAUGUGCUGAUGCUGCACCGGGUGUUGCUGGUGGGGAUGCAGGGCGGCCUCAGCACCGUCGGCGGCGGCCGUCUCGCCGUCGUAGCUGUUGCUCUCGCUCUCCUCCCCCUCGUCACCAUGCUCCAGAUGGUCGUGUGGCUGUGACGAGCUGCCGUCCUCAUCACUGUAAGCCUCGCUGUCGUCAUCUCCUCGCGGAUCAUCCUUUACGCGCACGUGCCCACGGCCAUACGCCGGCGUGGCCACCAGGUGGGCGUGCGCUGCUGCUGCUGACGGCAUGUCCUGUUGCUGCUGCUGUUGGUGCUGUUGCUGGGGCGGGGUGAGGUCGCGCGGCUCUGGGGAUGCGGAGGGUGACGGUGUGGUGUUUUGCAGGGUGCUUGCCGCCUUUUUUGCGCGGGCCUUGGGCUUGUCCUUGGCUUUGCCGCUGCCCUUCUUGUGAUACUCGUCGUGCCACAGCUUGCGACGGAGGGAGUUCCAUCUGACAGCAACAGAGGGAGGGAGGAUGCCAUUGGUUGGAGCGGUGGUGCUUGAUCGUUCGUCUGUCCCCCCCACCCACCCACCCACCUGUUCUUGACCGAGUUCUCCGUCCGCCCCGGGAGCAGUUUUGCGAUCUCUGACCACCUGUUGCCCAUCUUGGCCUGCGCUUCGAGCAGCAAAUGCUCCUCCUCAGCCGACCACUCGUCGCGCUGACACAACAACAGACAACACAAACAUGUACAUGUAUGUGUGGGUGUGGGUGUGCGAACGGGGCGGGCGGCUGCGGCUCAGGUUAGCUUCUUACGCGAAUGGUGGGGUCGAGGUGGUUGUACCACCGUUCGCGGCACUGCUUGCCGAGCCUGAAGGUGUUGCAGCGGCGGUUGACCUCCUGCGCCAGCGACGUCCACCGCUGCGGACCCCACUUCUCAACCAGCUCCUUCAACACGAUGUCCUCCUCACUCGUCCAAGGACCUGGUUGUUGCGCGACGGCAGACAGAUGUGCGAGCGGGUGGGGUGUUUCGGUAUUGGGUGCUUGUGUGCGUACCUUUGACGAGGCCGGGCAUGAGAACUUUGUGCCAUCUGUGAAGGCACUGGACGUCAGUCCGGCCGGGGAUGAGCGCGGCGAUCUUCUUCCAGUUCUUGCCGUCAUGGAGCUUCACGGCCUCCUUCAACCUGCUCCAUGGACACAGGCAAAGACAGAGCAAUGUAACACGCACACCCCCUUUAGCCCCACUCACUCCCCCCACUCACCGCUCGUCCUCAUCGGCCAUCCACCUCUGGGCGUCCUUGGCAGACCUUCGUGUCUGCCCCUGGCUGAUGGCCUCCUCAAAAUUCGACUUGACGGCAGCCAGCCCACCACCCACACCCACACCGACACCCAUGCCCAUCUCACACCCUGCAGCAGCCGGCCCCUGCUGCUGCGUCGGGUAGAGGGGCGGCAGGCCCGACGAGCUCCCGCCUUUCUGCCGCGAGCCUCGUUUCUUGGCCGCCGGUCGCGACGAGUCGGCGUCGGUCUGCAUCGGCACCUGGGGCGAGUGCAGCCGCUGCUUCUGGUACUGUGGCGAGAUGGCAUACUUGGUCCCUGCACACACAACACAACACAAACCAACACACACCACAGGAGAGAACAGAGAGAUCAAACAGGAGAACGCAGCGCCAAUCAGGUGAGCAGAGCAGAUCGCCACAGUUCAGCUUUCUCUCAAUGCGCCAACUGACCGUGUGGGCUCAUGAGGUCUCUGUCGGUCGUUUGUCUCUUGGACUUGGCACCGCUCCUCAGCCCAUAGGCGUCUUGCUGUGCCGGCGGGUAGGCGUCCGCCACCAAACUGGACCCCGGCGGCGGGGCGAAGUGGGCCUCCGCCGCCAUCAUCGCCGCACGACAAACCUACAAAUUCUGACACCGCACCGGGUGCUCACAGUGCCAGCGAGCGCUCUCUCUCAGAUCUCCGACGACAGAUCAAAAACAAAAAGCCGCCGAAACAAACAGAAAAGUGUGAGGCCCCUCCAGCGCCAUAUUCGGCUUGGUGUCCUCACGCCUCAAAUCGCCGCAAAAUCAUUCGCAACCUAGCUCGCAGGUGCGAGCUAAGCCGAGAGAGGGGCGGAAAAAGGUAGAGGAGGCGUGUGUGUGUGAGAGGGCGUUGCAUUUUUCGGCGGCUGGUGGCGUUUUGACGAUGCAACAACGGGGAGAUAUAGUCGUUGUGUUUUGCUGGUGAAUCUGCUGCUUGCUGCUGGAGAGGAGAGGACAGACAGGAGGCCAUGCGCAUCGAUGGCGAGGCGUCCCACCGCGAAUGGAAAGGCGCCACGUGGGAUCCGCCUCUGCGUCAUCGCCGUCUACAUCAUUACUGUAGUCAGCAGCGGCAGUGGCAUGACUGCCGCCCGGCAACACCAUUACAGUGGCAGCGGCAGAGGCAAUGGCACGUCGGUGACCAUCGCACUGCAGCGGCGGGUGCUCACCGACAGGCUGCUGCUCAACCUUGAGCGCACCAAGCAGUCGGCAUCUCUCGCUGCGCAAGCUGCUCUGACGGCCCAGAGAGAGAGGGAGGAGGGCCGGCAGGGUGGCAGUGAGGGUGACGACUCGGGACAGCAGCAGCAGCGGCGGCAAGCCCACUUUGUCACGGCGCCACACACACGGCUGCUGACG